Molecule: messenger RNA, 1909 nt
Organism: Dendroctonus ponderosae (mountain pine beetle)
Lineage: Eukaryota; Metazoa; Arthropoda; Insecta; Coleoptera; Curculionidae
Product: facilitated trehalose transporter Tret1-like
Exons: 3
Coding region: 349-1830 (493 amino acids)
Biological process (GO): transmembrane transport
Cellular component (GO): membrane
Molecular function (GO): transmembrane transporter activity
Source: RefSeq, a predicted model, not a curated record
UCCCGCCCGGAUUUUCGCGGAUUAGCGCGCCACCGUUUAAAUGGGCGAGCGGGCGCCACGCUGUUCAGUCGCUGUGCGCGCCCCCAACUCUCCCCAACCCGCUCAGACGCCCUUUGAGGGAAGCGCGCGUCGUCGCCCGCUGGCCAUUUGCCCACGCACUAAACCGCUCCCAAACUAGUCCGGUCGCGUCUUCUUUGCUCUUCUGCUCCGCGGGUGCCAACCACUGAACCAACACGGAUUACUUAAUGCGGCGUUGCGCAAACUACUCCACACAUACAGGGUGAGACGCGCCCAUUUUUGACCGGAGGGGAGGCUGCAUUGCUGCCGUUCUGAUCGCUCAGAGCCGCCAUGCACGAGAAGGGGUUCAUCAACAUGUUCAGGGGCACGGCCCCCCAGAUCGUCGCCGUGCUGGGCAGUACAAUCGGGGCGAUUUCCGACGGCAUGCACUACGGCUGGUCGGCGCCCUUCAUGCCCAUCCUCGAAAAGGAGGACUCGCACAUCAAGAUCUCGCACAGUGACGUCACCUGGCUGGAAUCGAUCUACCUCAUAGGCGGCCUGGCCGGCCUGCCAGUGACGAUCUACUGCGUGGAUCGGCUGGGGCGCAAAGCCUCCAUCCUGCUCGCCGCCGUCAUUUCCCUAAUCGCYUGGAUCCUGAUCGCACUCGCAGACGACGUCAUCUACCUGUACGUGGCCAGGUUCAUGGUGGGGCUGUCAGGUGACGUGGCCUUCGUGGCCGCCCCGAUGUACAUUGCGGAGAUCGCCGACAAGCGCAUCAGAGGCUUCCUGGCCGGCGUCAUCUACGUCAUGAUGCUGGUGGGGAUCCUGGUGGUGUACGCAGUUGCGCCGUUCGCCCCGUUCUACGCCUGCUCGGUGAUCGGCUCGCUGUUCGUCAUCAUCCAGCUGGUGACGUUCCCGUUCAUGCCCGACUCCCCCUACUACCUGCUGCAGAAGACGAAGAGCGACAAGGCGAAGCGGCAUCUGAUGCGGCUGCGCACCGGCGAGAACAUCGACAAGGAGCUGGAGGAGAUCACGGCGGCGGUGCUGCGCCAGCGCAGCGAACGCGGCCGCCCCCAGGACCUGGUGCUCUCCAAGAGCAACCGCAAGGCGCUGAUCAUCAUGACGGUGCUGAACGCCGCCCAGCACUUCAGCAGCAUCUCGGUGAUGCUGAUGAAUCUGCACUCGAUCCUCAAGGAGGCCGAGUCCGAGUACGUUUCGUUCGAGAUCGCCGGCAUCAUGUUUUCGAGCUUCAUGCUGAUCGCCGCCACCAUCGCCGACUUUGUGGUGGACAAGUGCGGGCGCAAGGGGCUGCUGAUCAGCUCCAGUCUGCUGAGCGGACUGGCGCUGCUGGUGCUGGCGGUCUAUUUCACGCUGAAGAACAGCGGUCAGGACGUGGGCGGCAUCUCCUGGAUCCCGGUGGCCGCCGUCAUGGUCUACGCCGCCGUCUUCAAGUUCGGCCUCGGCAUCAUCCCGAUCGUGAUGACCGCUGAGCUCUUCCCCGCCAAGGUCAAGGCCAUGGGCAUGACCUUGGCCGACUUCUCCUAUCUCUUCUUCGGGCUGAUCUCGGUCGAGCUCUACCAGCGCCUSAUCGCCGUCUACUACUUGGACCUGCCCUUCUACAUCUUCGCCUCCUCCACGCUGCUCACCGCCAUCUUCUCCUGGUGGUACAUUCCGGAGACCAARGGGAARACGCUGGAGGAGAUCCAGUUCAUCCUCAAGGGGGAGCCGAUUCCGUCGAAGGAGGCGGACCUGGAGAGCAGCGAGGGCGUGGCCGAGGCGAAGGACAAGGACAUCGGGCUGGAGGAGCUGCCCCCCACCAAGGAGCCCGUUUAGUGCCUUAGUUAGCAGGACCGCUCCUGGCCUGGACACCUGUGAUGACGUAGUUUUACGCAAUAAAUCGAAUCCGACAAUA